CAAUUACUACUAUAAUUUGUUUAGUGUAUUACUCGUGUACCGGUGUACCUAUUCUAAAGUCGAUAAGAAUCAUUGAUUAGGAUUGUAAUAUAUGAUAUAAGGUAAAAUUAUUAUUUAAUGCUCAUUCAACUUGUGUUCAAUUGAGUCUUCAGACAAGAUGGAAAAGUUUUUUGCUUACCAAAAAGAUAGUAGAGUACCAUGUAAAUAUGGGAGAAAAUGUUUCCAAAAAAAUAAAGAGCAUACAGAUAAAUAUAAACACCCACCCACCAAAGAUGAUAUUGAAGUGGACAAUAAAAAAACAACAACAAAAAGAGACUCAAAAGGAAAAGUAAAAUCAUCUAACAAAACUGAUGGAGAAUCAUCAAAUAGCAAUCAUAGGAAUAAUCCAGAUGAAGAAAGUCUCAACAGUGGUGAAAUAAAUGACAUGGAAGUACCUGAACGUCCCGAACAAACAAUAAGCACUUCCAGCAGUGAACCUAAUAGUAUUCCUUCUACAAGUAACCAACAAAACUCAACUGAAUAUAUGGUGCCAUCAAUGAGAAAUCAUUCUCAACAACAACAACAAUUGUUAUUGACCAAUAGUACAUUAGAAGAUUGCAGUAUUGAUGAUGGUAUUGUUCCAUCUACACCAACAUUAUUUACACCACGACGUUUAGAUGGAGAAACUGUUAGUUCACCUCAUGUACCAUCUAGCAAUCAAAUACAAAGAUUUACAUUUGUCGGUGAAUCUCAGCCAUCUCAAAUUCCAGAAUUAAAUGAUAGAGAACAGCCAGACCCACCUGUACAAAAUUUUACUGAUUCUGACUAUUUGAAAUCAAAAAUUUCUGAAUUAUUUCUUGUAGAAGAAAUGCCAAAAGAGUUUUAUGAUCUUUGGUCUUUUUGUAAAAGACAAAAUCCUAGUCAUCCGGAAGAUGCAUUGUUAUCGGUUGGAUUGAAAUUGGUUGGACCUUAUGAUGUAUUAGCAGGACACAUGAAUGGGUUUAAUGCUAAUGAUGUUGAAAAGACAGUUUUACAUUGGCGUUAUUAUUAUGAUCCUCCAGAAUUUCAAACGAUUUUAGCUAGUACUGGUUCAGAAUUUCAUAUUGGUUAUUUUAGGGAUGUACCAUUAGGAUCCCCUGUUUUUGUUGUUUCUAAUGAUUCAAGUGAAAACUGUGUAAUUAAAAAAUUAGGAAAGAGUUUAUUUCAGGCUUUAAGAAAGCACCUUCAUAGCAUGGAUAGUAAAGAAGCGAAUACACUUCAAAAAAAAUUACUUGCUUAUGAAAAACGAAAAGUUACUGAAGUAUUAGAAGGUCGAAAAUGUGAUCCAGUGACAAAAACAUUUCAUAAAGCUGGAAUUGUAGUUCCGUAUGAUAGUAAAACUGAUAUCGGUUAUCGACCUUUAUCAGAAAGUGAAUAUAGUCUACAAAAAAUUCUAAAAUCCUACCUUGAAGCAAGUGAAAGUAAAAAAAUGGAAGCUAUGGAUAAAUUACAACCAAUCAUAAAUUAUGCCAAUAUAGCAAGUGAUGAGUGUGAUUUUGGUACUGCGUUUGAAUUAGGCAUUGAUUUUUUUUGCAACGGAAAUCCUGAUCUUCAUCGUAUUUGUAGACAGCUCUUGGUAACUGCUUACAACUUGCUAAGAAGACCUCAAUUUGCAACUAUUAUUAAGGCUCAUCUCAACAACAGAAGAAAAGGUCCAAACAUGAGUAUAUUAUAAAUGCAUUAAUAUCUAUUAUAAAUCCUAUUUUACUGUCAAGUUUAUAUUUUAAGUUUAUACAAUUAUUUUUUUUAUGUGAUUUCCCUAAUUUAAGUAACACAAUAAAAGUACUACAAAAUAUAU
Messenger RNA from Rhopalosiphum maidis (corn leaf aphid), 1816 nucleotides. RefSeq names its product histone PARylation factor 1 (gene Hpf1). Gene Ontology annotation, molecular function: histone binding; poly-ADP-D-ribose binding. Gene Ontology annotation, cellular component: nucleus. NCBI's taxonomy places the organism in Eukaryota, Metazoa, Arthropoda, Insecta, Hemiptera, Aphididae. The transcript has 10 exons. Gene Ontology annotation, biological process: regulation of protein ADP-ribosylation; DNA damage response. The record is from RefSeq and is a predicted model, not a curated record. The coding region runs from base 158 to 1693 and encodes 511 amino acids.